This is a messenger RNA of Fusarium mangiferae, 300 nucleotides long. RefSeq lists its product as uncharacterized. The record is from RefSeq and is a predicted model, not a curated record. NCBI's taxonomy places the organism in Eukaryota, Fungi, Ascomycota, Sordariomycetes, Hypocreales, Nectriaceae. Bases 1 to 300 code for a protein of 99 amino acids. The transcript has 3 exons.
AUGUCUGACGGUGGUGAUCACACCAAACCAAAAGGAGGCCAGCCGCCUACGCCUUCCAAGAGACUGAGCGCAGAGGCUCUUGAGAAUCAGGGCAUCCAACAAGGCGUUGAAUUUGAGAGUGCUCUUCCUUGCCUUCGAUGCUUCAACGCCGCGCUCACAUUGGCGUCAAAUACCAUCGCAACUCUUCCGGGACAGCCCAUCGAUGUGCCCACAUUCGACUGCACGUUUCCCUGCAUCAACUCCAAGAAGUGCACGAACUGUGACAAGAACCUUAGUAACCGUAUGCCUACACGAGCCUGA